Molecule: messenger RNA, 1245 nt
Organism: Parnassius apollo (apollo)
Lineage: Eukaryota; Metazoa; Arthropoda; Insecta; Lepidoptera; Papilionidae
Source: the annotation of a GenBank genome assembly
AUGCAAACACAGUUGGUAAGAGAUGCUUUGGGCGUAGAUCGCCCUCUAAAAUACAAGACCGUUCUACCAAAACAGACUCAUCUCGUACGAAAAAUACAUCAGUUCUUUUUGCGGGAUGAUGUAACGAGAGCUACAGCUGGAAAGAAGGAGACCGUAACGCACAAAAAACAAAAAGUUCAGAAGAGAUUUUUAUUGGACUCAAUGCGAAACUUGUACAAAGCUUUUUUAAAAGAAAACAGUGGCAUUAAGUGUCACUACAACUACUUUGCCAAACACGGACCAUUUUUUGUGCAAGCACCUGCUGUAGAUGGAAGGGAUACUUGCUUAUGUAAGUUGCAUGCAAAUAUAAGCUAUGUUGUGAAUAGUCUACAUUACAAUAAAGUUAUUAUGCAAAAAGACACUAAUGCGAUCUUGGAGACAAUAGUUUGUACAGUUGAUGCUGAAUCUUGUAUGAAAGGUGUUUGUUCGAAGUGUAAGACCCGGGGCAUAGUUUAUGAAAAAAAUAACCGAGGAAGAAUUGUGCCACUACGUCAGUGGGUGAGGAAAAGCGAAGUUGUAGAAAAGGUAGGAAAAAAGAUAAAGAUUUCAAAAAAUGUCCCUGUUACCGAAAAUCACACUAUUCAAGAAGUUAUUCAAAAAUUUGAAAAUGAACUCAUGAAUUUCAGAACUCAUGUCUACAACGUCCGACAUCAAUACAAAGCAUACCGACAGUGUAUCGAUGGUAUUACUGGAACUGAAGUAGCUUUACAUAUAGAUUUUAGUGAGAACUAUGCCUGUAAAUACCAUUCUGAAGUUCAGUCUCACCGUUUUGGUUCUCUGUCUUCUAAUCAGAACCAUGGACCUUCUGCGAUCUGGGCUCACCUGCACCCAAUUCUUUCUGAAGUAAAAAAUAAACAUCCUGUUGUAACAACGGUUCACUUUUUUUCUGAUGGACCUGCGACCCAGUAUAAGCAGAAGAUUAAUUUCUACCUAAUGGCAAAUAGGUUUUUCGAAAAUUACGAGUUUCGUAAAAUAUCUUGGAACUUUUUUGAGUCAGGGCAUGGGAAAGGAGCUGCCGAUGGAGUUGGUGGAACUUUAAAACGCCAAGCUGAUGCUAUAGUAGCUAGAGGGGCAGAUAUUGCAGACGCAUAUGAAUUUUUUCUACACUUCAAGAUGUCAGCAAAAUUAAGUUGUUUAUACACCCCUGAAAUGAACUAUGCAAGUUCAUUAGAUGUUUACAGAAAGUCGUGGAAUAUUAAACUAUAG